UACAUUCAAUCUUUCAUUGAGUAAAAGACUGAGUAAAAGACUGAUUGAGCAUAUUGAGUAUUGUAUUUGUAUUUGUAUUUGUUUGCAUAUUGAGUAAAAAACUGAAUGAGCAUUCUUUUGUCAUUGUCUUAUUAUGUAGAGUUACAAUCUUAGCAAAUAAUAGAUGUGGUGGAAGGCAUUUGGUUUUGACUGUGCUUUGCUACCAAUUUUAUUACAUGCAUCUUUCGCAUGUGAAAAAUUUAAUGUCAUUUUUAUUUAGCAAAUGCAAUGAUUUUUAUUUUUAUAAAUGUUAUAUGUUUUUCUAUCCUGUAAAACGAAGGCUUGCAAUUUUUUCGCAUUUGAUUAUCCUGUUUUUUGUUUUCCUAAACGAACUGAAGAGGAAGCAAAUUAAGGCUUGAGUAUAUAUGAAUUUGGGGCCUCUUGGCGUUGAGGAACCAUGUUUGUAGGAUACCUGAAGACUUCAACAUUGUUUCAACGUACAACUGAAAUAGUUUGAAAUAUGUAUACUUUAGUGGGUAAAAUUUUCAUAACAUUAGUAAGCAUUACUUAGGUACCAAAUGUCUCCAAUCUUUGGUAAAGAUCAUAUGGAUUUCCUACAUAAAAUAAAAGACCAGCCAUGAGGAUUUGAGCGUGUAGUUGUUGAAGUCAAACUUCUAAGCUUGAAUUUAAAAGAUCUCCAAUGGUAGAAUUUUAUAAACGAGCUCGUUUCUGGCUUUUAAGAAUGAGAAAAGACUAUUCUAUGAAAACAAGAAAGGAAUUAAUGUACAGGACCACCUAAAAGAUGAAGUGGGCACUACAGCUAUAAAAAAAAUAUAGUUAUUAUAUAACCUAUACAGAUUAAAGGCUUUAAUGGCUUUAAUGGUCUUGUUACUGUGUGUUGACAAUACAAUAGUGCAGCCAAAUAAUAAAUUGUGUGAGUUCAUGUGCUCUGGCAAAAGGAAAUUGGGCCACAUAUCAUAUAUAGUGUUGUUUGUUUGGCCAAAACUACUCAGACAGAACUCGAUAAAAUUGUAUAUGACCAAAUGAUUUAUUGUAUCAUUUUCCUUUUUGCUUUAUAUGCAAGUGUUCUUUUUAUUUUCAAUUUCUUUUGUAAGUGAUAUAUCUCUUUAUGGUAUACCCACCAGGAACUAGUAGUAACUAUUUUAGUAAAUGGCCACAGUUUCUGGUUUAGUAUACAGGUUUGCAUGUUUUUGUAAUUAUUGUUGUUUAUGCCAUUCUUAAUGUAGUAGUUAUACUUGUAUCAACUAAUUGUCAUAAACUAAUUGUUGUUUAUUUAUAAAUUGCUUUUUUAGAUGAAUUGUGUAAAUGCGUGUGUGAUGAUAUCUUUAUAUUGGGUUCAUUUGACUAAAAUUGCUUGCAAAUGUGCCUGUGGCCGUGGAUAACCUUAUUUGUUUUGGAGCUGGUGGGUGAGGUGGUUUAAGUUGCAGCUAUGAGCCUAUGAGGGAGCAAGCUCUCUUUCUCUUUGGUGGCUAAAGAAAUUGUGAGGAACAAGGUGAAGAACACAAGUUAACUUUGGAUUUUUUUUCUGAAAGUUGUAAACUUAGCUUGAGCAAAUCAAACAUGGAUAAAAGUUGGAUGACAAUGGGUAAGACACCCGAUGGCAGAUUAAGUCAUCCAUAUAUUGAAGGGGUCAAUGCAUUUAUUAAUUUUGCAAGAGUAGUUGUGGACGUGAGUGGUAAUAUUCUGUGCCCGUGUAUUCAUUGUGGGAAUUACUAUCGACAAUCUCCUAAUACUGUGCGUAUUCAUUUGCUUCAUCGUGGGAUUAUGCAAUCUUACAUUAAUUGGUAUAAUCAUAGAGAACCUCAUUUUGACAAACUUGAGGAAGAUGCAAAGCGUGAGUUGUAUCACUGAUUAUAGUAUCUUGAAGUUUUUGAGAUGUUGAAUGUAAAAGUAAUGACCAACUUGAGUAAUAAGGGACUUGAUAUGAUGCUAGAAUUGCUGACAAAGGUUUUACCGAAAGGUAACUUGGUUCCAAGGUCAACUUAUGAAGCAAAGAAGAUAUUACGUGACUUGGGCAUGUCAUACGAGCAUAUAGAUGCGUGCAAAAAUGAUUGUGCACUAUUUUGGAAGGAAAAUGAAAACCUUGAUAAAUGUCCGGUGUGUGAAGCGCCUAGGUACAUGGAUACACGUGCCCAAGGUAAGAUGAUUCCUCAUAAGGUAUUGCUUUACUUCCCGUUGACACCGAGACUAAGAAGAUUGUACAUGUUAGGCUAAAGAGCUAAGGACAUGAGAUGGUAUAUAGACAAACGUGUGGAUGAUGGAAUAAUGAGGCAUCCGGCUGAUAGUGAGGAGUGGAAGGAGUUUGAUUUGCAAUAUCCUGAUUUUUCCCUCGAAUCUCGCAAUGUAAGGCUGGGGUUGGCUACAGAUGGAUUUAACCCUUUUGGGAAUAUGAACAACAACUAUAGUAUGUGGCUUGUCAUACUAAUCCCCUAUAACCUACCACCUUGGUUGGUUAUGAAAGAGCCAUAUUUUAUGUUGUCCUUGCUUAUUCCUAGUCCUCAUCAACCAGGAAAUGAGAUUGAUAUUUACUUGACACCAUUAGUUGACGAGUUGAAGGAGUUGUGGGAAGAAGGUGUAGAAACUUAUGAUGCUUAUAAUAAAGAGCAUUUUCAGAUGUGUGCAACUUUGUUGUAGACAAUACAUGACUACCCUGGAUUUGGUAACGUGUCUGGGUGGAGGACAAAGGGUUAUCAUUCUUGUUACACUUGCAACGAUGAACCAUAUUCAGAAGCUUUGGAAAGUAAAAUUGGAUUUAUUAACCAUCGAGCUUAUUUGCCUAUGGAAAAUCAUUGGAGACAUAGUCGGUUGCAUAAUGGUUUAUCGGAGAAACGGAAGAGAUCUUUAGAGUUACAAGUGGGAAAAAUACAAGAGCAGCUAGAUAGAAUGCCAAAUAUAAUUUUAGGAAAGCAUCCAAGUAACAAGAAGAGACAACUCAUUAGGGAGCCAAAUUGGUCAAAGAUAAGUAUUUUGUACAAGCUUCCAUAUUGGAAGAAUAAAAAGUUUAAGCACAACAUUGAUGUUAUGCAUGUGGAGAAGAAUAUUAGUGAAAGUAUUUAUGGUACUUUGUUGGGCAUUGAGGGGAGAAAUAAGGAUACUGACAAGGCACGGAUAGACUUGCAAAAUAUGAACUUUAGGCACACGUUGCAUUUGAAACAACGUCCUGAUGGAUCAUAUGACAAGCCUCGAGCUUUCUUUUCUUUAAGCCCAAAUGAAAGGGAUGGUUUUUAUGACUUUUUAAAAUCAGUCAAGUAUCUGGAUGGCUAUGCAGCCAACAUAUCAAGGUCAGUGAAUGCAAAAAAUGGUAGAUUAUCUGGUUUGAAAAGCCACAACUGUCAUGUGCUACUACAACGAAUUCUUCCAAUUGGGUUGCGAGGGUUUGCACAUAAAGACAUUAGUAUUGUAUUGUUUGAGUUAGGCAGUUUCUUCCAAAACUUAUGCUCAAGGACCCUAAAGCGGAGUGAAUUGGAGAAACUAGAAGAACGUAUAGUUCUUAUACUAUGCAAACUUGAGAGGUUCUUUUCUCCAGCAUUCUUUUAUGUUAUGGUCCACCUUGCUGUUCACUUGCCUCGAGAAGCAAUUCUAGGAGGUCCGGUACAAUAUCGGUGGAUGUACCAUAUUGAAAGGUAUCUUGGAAAAUUAAAAAGAUACGUUUCAAACCGAGCUCGACCAGAAGGUUCGAUUGCAGAGGCUUACAUUCUCAAAUAAUGUAUUAACAACUAGUCUUUGUAUAUUGAUGUGAUUGAAACUGUGCAUAAUCGAAGAGAAAGAAAUGAAGAUUUAGGUGAAUCUAGCGAAUGAUUGAUAGUUUUUUCACAGACUGCCCGACCUAGAGGUGGUAGGCAGAAUUAUGGUAACUUGUCUCGUGCAUUGCUUGAUAUUGCUCAUUGGUAUUUAUUGUAUAAUAGUCCUGAGUUAAAACCUUAUUUAAAGUAUGUGAUUUCAUAUGCAUGUAUUGUUUAAUCAAGUUUUGAAUAUUAUUUACAAUGCUUAGCUGAAAAUA
Messenger RNA from Quercus lobata, 4000 nucleotides. RefSeq lists its product as uncharacterized. NCBI's taxonomy places the organism in Eukaryota, Viridiplantae, Streptophyta, Magnoliopsida, Fagales, Fagaceae. The coding region runs from base 2779 to 3705 and encodes 308 amino acids. The record is from RefSeq and is a predicted model, not a curated record. The transcript is spliced from 4 exons.